Messenger RNA from Spirodela intermedia, 1767 nucleotides. NCBI's taxonomy places the organism in Eukaryota, Viridiplantae, Streptophyta, Magnoliopsida, Alismatales, Araceae. The record is from the annotation of a GenBank genome assembly.
AUGGUCUCUGCCAUAUCUGUUCCUGAUUUUCUGUUAUGAAUCCCACAGGCUCCCAAAAGAGGUGUGAAGGCCCCUGUACCUGCGAAGAAGAAACCGGUAUUUGUCGCAUCCCGAGUUCCUUCGUUGCCUGCGUCAUCGCAUUUGUUUCUAAUGUAAUGGAUGGAUGCUUAUGGAUUCUGUCUCUGAUACUCUGGCUACGAUACAGGAGAAGGUGGUCAACCCAUUGUUCGAGAAGCGCCCGAAACAGUUCGGAAUAGGAGGGGCCUUGCCUCCGAAGAGGGACCUGCACCGUUUCGUUAAAUGGCCGAAAGUAGUGCGUAUUCAAAGGCAGAGAAGGAUUCUAAAGCAGCGGUUGAAGGUUCCCCCGGCCUUGAAUCAGUUCACCAGGACUCUGGACAAAAACCUCGGUAAAAAAAUUGGUUUUCAAAGCUUGAUUGUUGAGUUCCAGAUGUUGUUGUUUGAACACAUUUACACUGAUUUCGGAUAACAUCCGCUAAUGACGCAAGAUCUUUGUCGAUAUCUUUACUCACUUUUUGGUAACGUUGUUAUCAUCUGUGACAUUUGAGAAUUAGAUCUGUGUGACGUCGUGAGAGCUUUGGUGGAAAAUGGCCACAUACGAGUAGUCUUGGUCACGUUAGUUUCCAUGGUUGAAGGAUGUUUAUGGAGCGCAUGGCAUUGACAUAGUUAUUUUCACCUCUCCACUUUGAUAUUUGUGGCAUCUGACAUUUUUUUUUUUCAAACAGAAAACAGUAGAUGAAUUGUAGUUUUCUUGUUGCUAAUUUGAUAUGUUUGUUUGGACUAAAAUCGAGUUUCAGUGAAACAAUGAAUGCCAGUGUGUUUGGGAAUUGCGUUAAGAUUAUAUAUGUAUGAUCUCCUUACUCGGAUUCCUAAAAAUCUCCACAUGCAGCAACCAAUCUCUUCAAGAUGCUCCUCAAAUACAGACCAGAGGACAAAGCCGCCAAGAAGGAGAGGCUUCUCAAGAGGGCACAGGCUGAGGCCGAAGGCAAGACCGUGGAGGUUAAGAAGCCCAUUGUUGUGAAGUAUGGCCUGAAUCACAUUACUUACCUUAUUGAGCAGGUACCGCUACCAUUUCUCCUGAUCAUUCUUAAAAACUAGCCCUUUGUAUUCUGAGGAGGUAUAACUUCAUAGAUUUUCAUAGUACCAGCUGUAGUUUGUGAUGAUGUAUUAUUUCAUCUCGUUGUAGAACAAGGCCCAGCUGGUUGUUAUUGCUCAUGAUGUCGACCCAAUUGAGCUGGUCGUAUGGCUGCCAGCUCUGUGCCGGAAGAUGGAGAUCCCAUACUGCAUUGUGAAAGGAAAAGCCCGCUUGGGAGCGGUAAGGAUCUGCCGUAUCAGCCUGAUUUCAUGUGCACAUCUUUCAUGAAGAUUUCACUCAGUGGAUCCUCUUGUUAUCUAUGUCUGGUAGAUCGUUCACAAGAAGACCGCAUCCGUUCUAUGCCUGACUUCAGUGAAGAACGAGGACAAGCUCGAAUUCAGCAAGAUACUGGAAGCCAUCAAGGUGGGCAUUUCCCUCCCUCCCCUUUCUCUCUCUUUCUCUCUCUCUCUCUCUCCCCUUCUUUUCUGUGAGUUUGGUCGAGAGAUGGAUAUGCUUAGCUAACUGUUUGAUGAUGGGCACAGGCCAACUUCAACGACAAGUUCGAUGAGAUCAGAAAGAAGUGGGGCGGCGGCAUCAUGGGCUCCAAAUCCCAGGCCAAGACGAAGGCCAAGGAGAAGCUCAUCGCCAAGGAGGCCGCCCAGAGGUUGAAUUGA